CAACCGCAUUGUGACACCAUUCAAACUACAGUAGCAUACAGCGUUUUUUUUGAGGCCGUUGUCAUGGCACUUCAAUUAUUAAGUAGAGUGCUUGACAUGUUGGUUUGUUUGUUACCUGGCGACCGAGCACUGGCAUGGAUACAUCUCGCGUCUCGGCGAUAAACUCGCGGCCAGAGAAAGACGAACAGUUCUAUUUGUAAUUCCAGAACGUAAGCAGGUGUGAAAAUGGCCACCUUGAGUAUGAAGCCAGGCCUGCACCACAGUGUGUUGGAUUGGGAGACCAGGAACAAGCAGUUGUCUGAGACUGCCGAACACCAACGCCAGGUGUCCCACGAUGUCCGUCAGGAGGGACUGGUUCUGCGCAAUCAGACCGCUACUAAAACCAAAUGGGAUGAGAGUGACAGCAGUCGCAGACUGAGUGACAGGGUUCAGGACAUUGCCCACUGGAAGAGCAAACUGGAGUCUUGUGCCAAGGAUGUCGACAGUGAGAUGGAUGCCCUGACUCAGUCUAAGGAAAAGAUCGAGCUUGCUCUGGCAGCCACAGCGCUGCCUCUGGAGGUCACCAUAGAGUGCCUGACCCUGUGGGAAGGCCGGCGGGGUGGAGAGCUGGUCAGUGACCCGAUGGAGGUGGAGCUGAAGAAGGACGUGGACCUGAUUGACAGCUGUCAGCGCAUGUUGCAACAGCGCAUCGAUCAGUCUUUCGAACAGCUGUGCCUGUUGCAGGAAGCCUGGCAUCAGGUGACCUCUGACCUCCAGAACAAAAGAGAUGCCCUGGAUGUGGACAUGUCCUGCCUAUCACUCACUGUGACGUCACCACAGAUCUCCCUGAAGCCCAACCCUCUCAGAAUACCUUCCAGUACCAGUACUCCCCUGCAGUGGGAGCAUUUCAGCAUUUACAACAUAACUAGAGGUAAAGAGGAGAUGCAGACCUCACUGGCCCUCAGAGAGAGCAUGCGCAUCACCCAGGCACAGGUGCAGAAUGAGAUAAAGUCUCAGGAGAUGGCUCUGGAGUUUGCCAUCCGCAAACGCACACAUCACCUGCAGCAGGCCAAAGACGAGCUGGAGUGGCAGCUGAAGACUACCAAAGAUGAGAUCCAAGACCUUCAGAAGGACAUCCGCGAACUGGAGACGGACCUGCAUGCCAAGCAGGGUUUCCUGAAGCUAUCGCACACACGUCUGGAGAACAGGACCAAGAGGCCUGGAGUGGACCUUUGCUGGGAUGAGGUUCAGUAUGGGCUGGUGGAGGAACUGAAGCAGCUGGAGGCCACCAUCCAGACUCUGAGCCAGACGCUGGGCCAGGCUCGACAUUCACUCCAGGCCCUUCAGGAGCAUGAGGCUCGCAUGCAGGAGGACCUGUCUCGCAAGGACGAGGCCCUGGCCCUGGUGCAGCGAUGCCAGGAGGUCCGCCAGCGUAUCGCUGCGGCCAAGCCAGGCCACCAGGCAUCCGGAACCGUCGUUCCUCUCACCAACUCCAGUGGAAGACACACCCUCACUGAGGCCUAAUGCCCCAUCAUCCCCUUAUAACGAUACCCAUCCCUCCUCCCUUAAGAAAUCACAGUCAUCACAAAGCUGGUGCAUCUGUUUGAAUGCCGCUUCUUCGUAUAGCAUAUAUUAUAAAACCCUCCCUCAGCCAUCCCCUCUUUUCAUUGCACACAAAGCAAUAUAAGAGUAAUACUAGAUGGCAAUACAUCCUGUUUGAAGUUCACAAGUUUUUCUGUGUCUUGUUUUCUUCGCAGUGGUUUGAGAUGUCAUCUGACCAUAGUGUGUAGUUUUGGUUUGUGUGGUUUUCUUUGAAAGACAUUGGCCAAGGGCUCUUCAAUGUCUGUCUCACUCCUCUCAUUCUUUCAUGACUUUAAUGGGGUUGUUUAUGCGGCUAGUGUGUUCAUUGUUUGAGUUGGUCAGUGGAAGAAAGCUGUAUGAAUUUUCUCCACUGGCGUAAAUUGUGUCAUUAGGAAUUGGACUCUAACCUUAAUCAGAAAUAGAUUGUAAAUGACACACUCUCUCUCACACACACACACACACACACACACACACACACACAC
Messenger RNA from Clupea harengus (Atlantic herring), 2042 nucleotides. It is a transcript of the gene tekt2, whose product is annotated as tektin 2. Gene Ontology annotation, biological process: cilium movement involved in cell motility; cilium assembly. The record is from RefSeq and is a predicted model, not a curated record. Gene Ontology annotation, cellular component: microtubule cytoskeleton; nucleus. NCBI's taxonomy places the organism in Eukaryota, Metazoa, Chordata, Actinopteri, Clupeiformes, Clupeidae.